AUGAUGACAUCCAGCUCCGUCCGUCGCAAUCUUUUUCACGGCAAUCUCAGCCGCCGACCUGCCUCUGCAGGACCACCCAAUGGCGUUGUUCCUCCAAACCCCAACGGGGUCUCCCAUCGACCGUCCAACCGACUCAAGCCGACGUCGUCGGACUCGGGACCUCAAACGCGACCCUUCAAGGCUGAACACAAGGAUAUCGUGGUUCGGGACAAGAGUGGAGGAUACAAGUUGGAAAUUCCCACAUUGCCGCCGUUGGGCAGUGAAGAUGGCGAAGAGCCCGAGCAGGACGAGACCUCUGAACCCCCCGAGCUGACCGGACCGGAGAAAGAGAAGAUCCUCCGCGACAUGAACGAGAGCCUCCGCAGGAAAGUGGCAUCAUUGGAUAUAGAUAAUUGGAUGUUUGAGCCUGAGAGAGACUCAUUUGCGAAUUAA
Penicillium olsonii is the source of this 432-nucleotide messenger RNA. NCBI's taxonomy places the organism in Eukaryota, Fungi, Ascomycota, Eurotiomycetes, Eurotiales, Aspergillaceae. The record is from the annotation of a GenBank genome assembly.